Dentiscutata heterogama is the source of this 327-nucleotide messenger RNA. NCBI's taxonomy places the organism in Eukaryota, Fungi, Glomeromycota, Glomeromycetes, Diversisporales, Gigasporaceae. The record is from the annotation of a GenBank genome assembly.
AUGACACUUUCAGAAAGAAAGUGUGGAGAAAUUAUUUCUGUGCGAAAGUUAGGCAAGUCAUAUAGACAAAUUGCCAAACUUGUUGGUUGUGAUCCCAAGACUGUUGGAAAUGUGCUUAACCGACUUGAAAACCCAUCUCAAGUAUUACCGGAUCGUCGAGGAAGACCACCAAUCUUAGACGAAUCGGCACAAGAUCGUCUAACGCAGCUUGUCUUAAGCAAUCGGCUUCAUUCUAAUCCAUAUCAGCACGUAUGGAGGAGGCCAGGUGAAGAAUUUAAUGAUGAUUGCCUUGUUCCAGCAAUCAAAUCUAAAGGGAUUAUGAUGUGA